AUAAGGGCUUCUGCCAGCUUCAACAAGUCGUCCUCAUUCAGUUUUUUAAAAAGCAACUUCCCUGACUGUGGGCAUCAAGGUCUGUCCUGGAGUGACAGCCCCUGUGCGCCCCCGCAGCCAUGAACAGCAGCAUCUGCGUGUGCAUGCUGCUGGCCGCCUUGUCCAGCGCCGGGGUCGGACAACCCGCCGGACACCCCGCCCAGGCAGGGGCCGUGUUCGGACCCGCCCCGCAAAGCGAGCCCUCUGUGGCGGGGCGCGGCCGCCAGGUACGCUCGGCGCCGCUGGGCGACUCGCCGAAGGCGUUGGAUGAGCCCAGCCUGGGUCAGCUGCUCGCCCAGUAUCUCUCAAGGAAAGGCCCCAGCCACAGAAGCUCCAAAGCAUUCAGCAGAACCACUGGUCCGAGGGUCGGCCACAGAAUACAAGACAGAGACUACCUGGGCUGGAUGGACUUUGGGCGUCGGAGCGCUGAGGAGUAUGAGUACUCGUCAUGAGUGCGUUGGUACUCAGAGUACUCUGAGUACUCGGAAAAACAGAGAUCACUUUCAUCCCACAUCCCCAACAUCGGAAUCCACAACACAUUUAUCAUCAACCCAUCCGGUGAUCUGUUUGUAGUACUAAGAAGAUAUACAGACACAACAGAAAAACAAUAAGGCUCUUUUGUUUGUUUUCCUUGAGUUUUUACACACUGUUAAUUCUACAUAGAGAUACCACUCUACUGAUAUUGGACACAUAUAUCAAAUAUUGUGCUGUGAUCAGAGCGAUGUUGUGUGUAUGAGAAUAAAUGAGUCCAGCGUGUCAGUCUGGCAUUACCCACAAA
Brienomyrus brachyistius is the source of this 817-nucleotide messenger RNA. Its product is annotated as cholecystokinin-like. NCBI's taxonomy places the organism in Eukaryota, Metazoa, Chordata, Actinopteri, Osteoglossiformes, Mormyridae. Gene Ontology annotation, cellular component: extracellular region; axon. Gene Ontology annotation, molecular function: neuropeptide hormone activity. The transcript is spliced from 3 exons. The record is from RefSeq and is a predicted model, not a curated record. Gene Ontology annotation, biological process: digestion. Bases 120 to 491 code for a protein of 123 amino acids.